CAAAAGCAAUAUUUUUAUCUGUCAUUCUCAUAUUUUUCACAAAAUGGCUGAACUAUAGAGACGUGUAUUAUUUUCGAGUUAUAUUCGUCACAAUGGAGCCCAAAAAAGUUUAUUAUUCCAACAAAAACAAGUGUACAACUACUUUUUCGAACACAGACGUGUUGAUUUGCGGAGAUAAAUCUUCAUCAGUGUGUAGAACCGACUCGAUUUCGAUCCGUGACCGUGUGUGGUUUUCCCCGAGAGAUAUUCCCUUGAAAUCUUUUGAGAACUAUAGUAAGCGUUGCAGAUUCGUCCAUCGGCCUUCUCCAGAUAUUGUUAAGGAUUUUAGAGUCUCAACAAUGUGUGCGUGAGUGAAAAUGUGUCUGUGAUCUAGUUUACAAGUGUAUAGAAAAUAGUAACAAAAAAAAAAUGAAUUUUACUCAGAAUUGGCGCGAUAAGCGCACCGAUUUCAGACCCAUGCAUUAUUCCAUUGCCAACUACAGUACAGAAACAAAGAAAGAAAUGAGAUCCGCGUUCGGCGAAGACCUUUUCUUGAACAACCUUCAUCUGAUUCCGGAUCCGUUGAUGAAAAAUUUAGCGGACACAAUUAUCACUGAGGAAAAAAUGGCGCCUAAAUCGAAAUUAGAUAAACAUAUUGAUGUGAAUACUGAGAACAACAUGCAUAAUAUCGAAGCUGAUUAUUCUCCACUGUCAGGUAUUACGAGUUUUCUUUCUGGCGUUGUAAACGUGAUUUCGAACGCAGUCUUUAGUAGACUCAGGUCGCCGGACCUGGUUACUCAGCCACCGGCCCAGAUGGCGCCACCGUCGCUGUGGCAGCCAGCCAAACGCGUGGAUGAAAAUAAAAUGUUACCCGAUGAGAAGAUUUCGGAUGAAAAGUGUAGCGAACUCGCGCCAGACAUGGUUGACUGUAGGACGGCGGUCGCUCACUGUCAAAAUAAGAUCGAGCAGGUCCGCCUUCUCCUGGGCAGCAAGCCUGUCUCCACGCCACCAACCACCUAUCGCUCCCGGAGACGGCCUAAACGUGUAUUUGUUGAAGCCAGCUCCGUAGAAGACAAUUUUGAAGAUGCAUUUUCACCAGAAGACUUUGAAAGCCUUGCAAACGACUCUUACAUCCAAUACUCGAGCCCCGUAUGCUUCCAUGACCAGUUUUUCCAUGAGGUUGACAGUCCUAAGGUGAAGACGGAGAUGAGAGGUCCCACCCCUGUUCCCGAGGUUCCUACAGUCUGUGAGACCACUGAAAUUGUGGCUAACGUACCUGAAGAUACCGUUAAUGCAAGUAAAUUAGUUAAUAGUAAAGAGGAGCUGGUGUCGUCCUGCGAAGAUAAGCUUAGUAAGUUGAAGGCACUGCUGGCUGAACGUAAGAAGAAAAAGACCACCGUUGAGCCUGAACCGGUCACCGUACAGCAAACCGAGGAAGUUAAGGAACUGCCUAAAGUUAAAACACCAACAAAAGUGAAGGAUAAGCGUUUUAAGAACCCCAAUCGCACUUGCAGUAAGCGUAUGAAGUCGAAAAUGAGGAAGAGUAUCGAAGAUGACUUACGUUUUGCAAACGAGAUCAAUAUUGAUGAUUUUUCCAGCGUAGAAAACUCACCAUCUAUGGGUUGUUUGGAGAAAUACGUCAUGCAUUUCACUCAGCGUCCCGUUGAGACACCAAAGCAAACCGAAAAGGAGUUUUUCGAUGAAGUCUCUGGGCGGUUCCUUCCUGGUUCCGUAGAGAGUGAGGAUUCCUUCCAAAUCGUCUUCAACGACUGUCCUAAACUGCGGAGAACAUCGGACUGUGAAUCUGAGGACUCUUUCAUCGUCUUUGAGGAUUCACCAGACAGUUGCUACACAUCCAACGACGUCUUCGGAGAGACAAGUGAUGAUGAUGAUGAGUACGACAGUGAUUCAGACGUCAGUCAGUCCGGUGAUUCAGGGUGUGGUGAUUAUCAGUUCAAUUUGGCUGCGUCUCUAUCUAAGAGUGUGUGUAACCUGACCGAUGCGAGCUUGUAUGCGGAUACCGGGGCUGAUGAAGUGGAUUUUGUGGAUGAUACUGCGGUCAGUCAACCGGAGGAUGUGGAGACUGAAGAUCUGAAGACUGGAUUGCUCAUUGAUGAUAGGAAGAAACAUCAGCGGAAGGGAUUACCACCUAAGCGGGUGCAGUUUUCAUCAGCACCUCCGAAGGUUCACGUGCUUCGAGUAUGGGCGUUUGCAGCCCGUCAGGCUCGGGCCGGUCAUUGGGAGAGAUACGCUCUAGAUCGGGACCGCUUCAAGCGGAGAAUCGCCGACGUUGAAGUGGCCGUAUCCUGGGUGCUCCGACCCCAACACCGUUCCCGCAUCAUGUUCCAACGCUUCAUGCCUUGGUGGAACCGCCUCAAGCGGGAAGAACUCGCCGAGAAGCGAGAGCGAGAAGAGCGAGCGAAGCUACAGGAGUUGGAAGAGCGAGCGAAGCAAGAGGAGCUAGAUGAGCGAGCGAAGCAAGAGGAGGUAGCUCUUGAAGAUGUUACGGAAGAGCGAGCGAAGGAACAAGAGCCUGUUGAAGACGUUACACAAGAAGAACGAGCGAAGCGAAAGGAGUUACCUGUUGAAGUGCGAGCGAAGCAAGGGACUGUCGACGAAGUUACAGAGCAAAGUAAGUCAGUAGGACUUGGUAUCACAUCUCCGAUUGAUAAAAUCGAUGAUAGUUGCCUUAAAUCACCGCUAGAUGGAGCUGAAAACACCAUUGAUAAUAUUAAAACGCCAGAAGAAAAUAGUAAGAAUGAUAGUAAGUCGCUUUGUAAGAAGAAUCUUGAAAUAAUUCCGGUGAAUGAUAAAUUGUUGAUUUUGAAAACAGAUGUCACUCAGGCGAUUGACACUUGACAUAAUUUUAUUUUAAAAUUGUACGGUAUUGGGUAGAUUAUAAGUAGAUAUAUAUAUAUGAAAAAUCCCGGCUGUUUAAAGCAUAUAUUGUAUACAAAAACUUUCCUCAUAAAUCGGUCUGUUUAUUGCUGAAAACCACAUGAAAAUCAAUGCUGCAGUUUUUGAGUUUUUCGCGAUCAAAAAUUUAAACGCAGCAGGGGAGUUUUAUAGUAUAUUAUUUUGUGAUAAUGUUAGGGAUAUUUGGUGCUUUUUUUAUGUAAAAAAAUAUCUUAAUAUAAAAAAAAUAUUACACAAGUAUUUUGUAUAAUUUAUAAUACUUGUUUUUUUAAGACUUUAACGUCAUAUAAUAUAAUACGAUAAAUAAAUGAUUAUUAUUUUUAAAUAAGUCUUGGUUUUAAUAUUAAUAUAAUUCAAUAGUUUAAGUAUUAUUAGCAUACCUCGCUAUGGUAGGCUUUCAGUGCUUAAAUUAUGUUUUAUUCGACAAAGAAUAAUUAAACCAAGACAUAUAACAAUCGCAUUUAUCAACGAACGUCCCAAAGUAACUACUUCGCGCACCCGGUUAAAAAGUAGACUGCUCAAUAAAUGGGCUAUCUAUACUACGCGCGCGGAAACGGAAUAAUUUCGUAUGUUGACCUUAUUUGCAAUGUGCGAGCUAGACAGCAAUAUAACAUGAAUGUAACAGAGAUAGGUAUACUUUUUUUUUAACGACGUCAAAAAUCAUCAAAUGACCCCUCCGGCUGCGAGUUAGCAGCGGUAAGGGAGUGUCAGACUCUUACUGACUAAAAUCAUCGUGUUCCGUCGCAGGCCUUUUAUGUACCAGGGCCGCGGUAACUCUUUCGAAUAAUCCCGCAGCCAGAGAUAGGUAUACUUAGGUCAACGAACUUAAAUCUUUCGUUUCCGCGCGCAUUAUAAACAAUUAAAUAUUGUUCUAUAUUGAACCAAUGGUUCCUGAAAUUAGCGAAUUUAAACUAAUAAGUCAGCCUUACAAUUUACAAUUUAGUGGCUGUUUUCCGUGGAAACUACUGCUCGUACCCGGAUAAAAUAUAGCCUAUGUUACUCGGUAAUAGUGUAGCUUUCCAACACUGAAAGAAUUUUUCAGAGGUUCAAGCAAAAAAAUGUUCUCUUAAUAAUAUUAGUAUAGGAUGUUCUAUUAAUAUAAUCUACCCAAUAUUUUUAGUUGUCAAGUGCCUGAUUACAAAUGAGACUGACUAUCUGUAGAAAGUACCGAAUUAUGACCUAAUGGUACUAUUACACUUAGAUAAAUAAUAUAUAAGACAUAUUACAUAAGGGCCUCCGUUUUUGCACUUCACAAAAGUAUAUAAUAAGUAUUUUUUGGUUGAUUUUCACACAAAUCUUAUGUUAUAUUGUAACUGCUACAAAUAUGUUUCGGCGCAGAUAUGAUAUGUAGCAGAGCAGAAUAUGUUUUACUGUAAAAUUGUUAAGGACAUUGUGUACAUUUAAAAUUAAUUUACAUAAUUAUAGUUAAGAAAAUAAUAAUCUAAAAAUUAACUGUCAACAUCGUCUCCCUAGCCUUAUCCCAACUAUGUCGGGGUCGGCUUCCAGUCUAAACGGAUGUAGCUGUGUACCAGUGCUUUACAAGAAGCGACUGCUUAGUUUUCAAUUGUUUUUUGAUAUUAUUUCAAUGAAGAUAAAGUCUAUAAUAGUUUGACAGCGCAAUGUAUUCUGCUCUGCGCUUUGACAUAUCUGCGCCGAUUCAUAUAAUAAAAGUAAGAUACACAUCAAGAGAAAUUGUACAUAGAAAAAUUUUGCAACAGUAGGUCCACAUUAUGUUACCCCCUUCUAUAACAAAUGUAUAUAAGAUGAUAUAUAAUAUAUACCUAAAAUAUAAACGCUGUAUAUUUGUAAAAAGUUUUGGUUUAGCAGUUUUCUUUUUAUAUUUACAAAAACUUGCCGUUUGAAAUCGUGGCCUCUUAAUACAAAAUAUUUUUUGAGUUGCACCAUUUAACUAUAACGAUAACCGAACCAUUUUUCAGUUGUCAUAUCGCCGAUGUGACCAAUGGGCGGCAAGUAUACGGCUGGUUAUGGUUUGGUUAUCGUUAUAGUUAAAUAGUGCAACUGUAUCUUAUUACUUUUUAGGGUUCCGUAGCCAAAAUGGCAAAAACGGAACCCUUAUAGUUUCGUCAUGUCCGUCUGUCCGUCUGUCCGUCUGUCACAGCCGAUUUACUCGGAAACUAUAAGUACUACAGUGAUGAAAUUUGAUGGGAAUAUGUGUUGUAUGAACCGCUACAAAAAUAUGACACUAAAUAGUAAAAAAAAGAAUUGGGGGUGGGGCCCCCCAUACAUGUAACUGAGGGAUGAAAUUUUUUUUUUCGAUGUACAUACCCGUGUGGGGUAUCAAUGGAAAGGUCUUUUAAAAUGAUAUAAAGUUUUCUAAAAAACAUUUUUCUUAAAGUGAACGGUUUUUGAGAUAUCAGCUCUCAAAGUCGUAAAAAGUAUGUCCCCCCCCCUCUAUUUUUAUAACUACGGGGUAUAAAAUUCUAAAAAAAAUAGAGGUGAUGCAUGCUAAUUAACUCUUUCAACGAUUUUUGGUUUGAUCAAAGUAUCUCUUAUAGUUUUUGAGAUAGGUUGAUUUAACUGUAAUUUACGGAACCCUUCGUGCACGAGUCCGACUCGCACUUGGCCGGUUUUAAAUCUAUAAGCAUUUAUAUGUUAUAAAUAAUUAUUCAAGUUUAUUUACCGAGGCCAUGGUUCUACAAUUGGCCUAGCCUGCCUAUAAAAGGCCGAAAUAUUGUUUUUAUUUAAUACUCAAAAUAGAUUUCCAAUUUUGGCGCACUCUAACAAGAAUUUAGUCUGAUGCUUGAUUGCAUAAUAAUAUCAUUUAUUAAAUUAUGAUAUGCAUUGUCGAAGGAGGCCACUUUUAUUAAAGAAUAUAUUUGGAGCACUAUUUUAGUUCAAAACACUGCCUCUCUUAGGCAUAAUUAAUUUCAUUCGUACAGUCAAUAACUAAAGUCUAUGAACACUCACAAAAGUAUCUACCUAUUAUCAAAAUUGAAAAAUACCUGGAUACUAAACUCUUCUUCAAGUAAUUUUUUAACCGACUUCCCGAAAAGGUGGAGGUCCCCAAUUCGUGGGAAUCUUUAUUAUGUAUAACGGAACAAAAUAACCUGGAUAUAAAAUAAUUUUAAAACUAAAUGAACACAGUUUUUUCAUUUAAAAUGAGUGUUCAUAGACUUUUGUGGCCGACUAUCGGUGGAUUGCAAUAUCCUAUCUGAAUAUAAUGGAUAGAUAUUUUAUAGAAAUCCACUAUAUACCGCUAUUGAGCGUCAAAAUGCGCCUUGCUAUACACGGUACUUGAAUGACACUUCUUAAUUACGCAUGUUGGAAUAAAAACGUUAAAACACAAAUACAUAUAAAUUAAUUGUUAAAAGACUAAUCACGUCUUAGGGUACGCUUUGAAUACUUGUUGCUGACUGCAACUGAAAACCGCACACACCGCGACUGUAUGAAAAGUCAAAUCAUUUAUUUAAUUUAGGCCUUUACAAGCACUUAUGAAAAUAAUAUCUGAGGGCGACUGAACGUGCUGCUCCCGCUUCGAUCCAAAACGGUUUCAUGUAAAUACAUACAAACCAGGGACUUGAUUCUGCUAAUUUUACUUCAGCGACAUACGAUUCACAUCCGACUGAGAUACAAUCACGACUCGAUUACGAUUGAAGCGUAUGUUUUUAUCUGUUUGUGUGGUUCAAUAAUGAAUCAUAUUAUCUGCAAAUGAUUUACGAUUGCAAUAUGAUUGUAGAGCAAACUACCGUUUAGGUAGACCAAAUGGCAUACCAAUCGCAAACCAAUGAAAUGUGAUUGGAAUACGAUUGGUCUUAUAUUAGCAGCAGAAUGCCCGCUAAGGUUAAAACUGCCAUUGCGAUUCAAUUUUGUCAUUAUUAAAUUAGCAGAAUCGGGCCCCAGUAAUGCAGCUGCGGCCGACUUCAUGCAAUCGCGGCAUAUGCGAUCGUCAGCUAGCAUUGAAAGCGCACCUUUAUUUGUAAUAUAAAAUUAUUGUUUUAUAAUUAUGUUUACUAGGAUCUUAUACUUAUGUAUUUAUUUCUUUCCAUGAAGUUGAUAACGAAAUGGUUUUAAACCAGCGUGUUGUGUUCACAUCAAAUUAUAGUCACUUUAAAUAAUACGGUAAUAAUAUUUAUACAGAUUUGUUUCAUUAUUAUUUUACAUUUGAUUGUUAAAAUAAUUUUGAAAAUUACUAUAUUUUUUUGUUAAUAUGUUUCUUAGAUAUUUAACUAGAACGAUAACCGAACCAUUUUCAGUUGUCAAAUCGCCGAUGUGACCAAUGGACGGCAAGUAUACGGCUGGUUAUGGUUUGGUUAUCGUUAUAGUUAAAUAGUGCAACUGGGUCUUAAUAAAUUGAGUUUCUAUUCACUUGAAAAUGAAUAUUAUUUGUAUAGAUAUUAUUUCUUGUGACUGUACUGCAAUCAUUUUUAUUUUGUAUAUAUUUUGUUAAGUUGAAUGUACCAAAUAGUUUGUAUGUCUAAUUUGAUUGAAAAUAUAUAAAUUUGCUUUGUAUUUUUCAUUUAAAAAGAGAUGAGUAAAGAAACUUUAUAUCUGGUAACACUAUUUCUCCCCGGUGGUGUCGGAUUGUCGUCACAUCGCGCUAUGAGAGUGAAGGAAUAGUGAGUGCACCUGUGUCCAAGCAAAUGCUUGUGCACUAUAAUAUGUCCUGCGCAGUUGGCUGAUCUCCUUAUAUGAGAACAGCUGCCAUGGCCGAAAAUUGGCUAGAAGGAUCUCUUUUUAAAUGAAAUUUUAAGUUAAAAACGGGGUUGCCAUUCUAAAUGGCUUCUAAGUUGAAACUUGUAAAGUGAUAUUUGUGUAUUUCAGUUGACUUAAACUAAGUAAAUUGUCUAGUAUGUAUAUUGUAUAAAGGUUUUGGUGUCCGUAAAUAUAUUGUAUGUAAACGCAA
Helicoverpa armigera (cotton bollworm) is the source of this 7759-nucleotide messenger RNA. RefSeq lists its product as uncharacterized. The record is from RefSeq and is a predicted model, not a curated record. The transcript has 3 exons. Lineage: Eukaryota; Metazoa; Arthropoda; Insecta; Lepidoptera; Noctuidae. Gene Ontology annotation, biological process: response to endoplasmic reticulum stress. Gene Ontology annotation, molecular function: protein phosphatase regulator activity. The coding region runs from base 409 to 2838 and encodes 809 amino acids. Gene Ontology annotation, cellular component: protein phosphatase type 1 complex; endoplasmic reticulum.